AGACGGGGCUCGAGCCUCCGCACCGUCCGGCGACGACGGGGAACUGAACCGGUCCGCGACACCGAACAUCAGCGGGGCCCGCCACCGAGCCCCGCGGACAUUCGCAGGCAUAUCAGCGGGAGAGGGCGGGAGGAGAGCGGAGGCGGGCGCGGGUCGGUAGACCGGGAGCCUGCCUGUCGGUCCGCCUGCAGAAGGACAACUGAGAGAACGACAUGACAUCUCGGAGGCGGACCCAUCUCACUGUCUCAUCGGUCCUGGUCCCAGUCCUGCUCCAGGUCCUGGUCUUGACGGGCUCCGUGUCGGCAGCUCGCUCUGACCGAAGCAUCGUGUCGGAGGAGUAUGUGGGCGCCACAGUGAACGCCACAGUGCUGGACGGACGUGGAAACACCGUCCACAUGAUGAGCAGCGAUGACGGGACGUACGGACAGAACUCACCCAAAGUGGACACCAGAGGACUUGUUAUCACACCUGCACCGCAUCAUGGAGUGGUGGACCGGCGGGGCUGCGACCCCAACACUCGUUUCCUGGUUCCUCCUCGGAGCGUCCACUGGGUGGCGCUGCUGCAGAGAGGAAACUGCACCUUUAAGGAGAAGAUCCUGAAGGCGGCGGCGUACAACGCCACCGCCGUCCUCAUUUACAACAACUCCACAGACAAGACGGUCAAGAUGGGACACGAAGGUACUGGUGACACAGUGGCGGUGAUGAUCACAGAGGCGUACGGGAAAGAGAUCCUGGCUCACCUGGACAGAAACAUGACGGUCUUGGUCUCAGUGGUGGUGGGUCAACGCGGUCCCACCAAGAACAUCAACCGAGGCUCGCUGGUCUUCGUGUCCAUCUCCUUCAUCGUCCUCAUGAUCAUCUCAUCAGCCUGGCUCAUCUUCUACUUCAUCCAGAAGAUCCGCUACACCAGCGCCAGGGACCGCAGCCAGCGUCGUCUCGGUGAUGCAGCAAAGAAAGCCAUCGGGAAGUUGACAACGAGAACUGUGAAGAAAGGGGACAAGGAGACCGAUCCAGACUUUAACCACUGUGCGGUGUGCAUCGAAGCGUACCAGCUGAACGAUGUGGUUCGAAUUCUGCCCUGCAAACACGUCUUCCAUAAAGUGUGUGUGGACCCGUGGCUGAACGAACACUGCACCUGUCCCAUGUGUAAACUCAACAUCCUCAAAGCUCUCGGCAUCAUGACCAGUCUUCCCUGUGUGGACAGCGUGGUGUUGGACGUGGAGCGUCUGGGUGUCAGUCAGGCUUCUGGCAGCCAGAGGGCGCCACUGGGCAACAGCAACCAGCCAUCCAUCAGCUUGGAGCCGCUCAGCCCCCCCCACCCUGAGGCCACGCCCAGAACACCUGCUGACAUCACCAUUGCCGUGACCAGCGGCGGUCACUUCUUCAACAGAAACUCGGUGUCUCCUCGUAACGUUGUCUGUGAGAUGGAGCUGCCGGACAUCCAGGCCUCGCUGGACCUCUAUGACAACAAAUCCUGAGGUCUGUCGUUACGUAUACAACGGCCCACCUUCACUACCACCCCUCCAUCUUCUGAUGAAGGGAGGAAGUGUUUCACAGUGGGGGGGUCUGAUAAUGACAGCCUGGAUGGACUUUUGAGCGUUUAUUCCAUCAGACUUUCUUCAGACUUAACACAGAUUCUGGUCUCAGCUUAGACUCGUUAGCUUGGCGACACUCUCAUGUUUUUAUUUUCUCCAUAAGAAGAAAAACUGGAGGAAGUGGAGCUGGUUGUCGGGUCAGUGUUAAAAAAAUGUUUUCAAACAAGUGAUCCAGAGAAUUCCAGGUUUCAGCCCAGGAACCAAGACCUGACCUAGAGUCCUCUGGUGGAGCUGAGGGUGACGUUGUUGUUGGGGUACUGGAAGAGUUCUGUAGUCCCUAAAAGCAUUCUUUGUUUCUGUAAUCCUGGAUUGCCAAGUUCCUAAAGGUUUCCUCUAAAGGUUCCAACUAAAGAAGUACUUGGGUCCUGGAAAAUGUCCCGAAUUCCUUGAACAGUUCUUGAAAAGGUCUUCGUGUAUGAGUUCCUGGACUUCUUGAGUUUAUUGGAACAAAUCCUGAGUUCCAAACAAGGUUCUUGGAUUCCUUUAAAAGGGUUCCCGGGUCCAAGGUGUCCUGGGUGCAGGCUCUUGUAAAAUUUGCUGUUUUUUUAAAAAAGGUUCUUAAGAAAUUUUCAGAGAUCCUAAAAAAAAUCUUGGGUUCUUGGUAAAGUUUGUGAGUUCCUAAAGAUGUUCCUGAUUUCUUUAAUGGUUUCCUGGAAAAUUUCCCAAUCUCCUAAAAAGGUUCCCUGAAACAUUACUUGGAUCCUAAAAGGGUUCUUGGGUUCUUGGAAAACUUUCUGAGUGACUAGUAUGUUCCUGGAAAAGUUCUUUAGAACCUUAAAACGUUCCUGGAAAUGUCUCUGAGUGCCUAAAGCUGUUUUGGGGUUCUGGAAAAUGUCUCUGAGUUCUUAAAAUGCUUCGAGGAAAUUUACCAAGCCCGUAGCAUUCUUUUUGUGGAAAGGGUUUGUAGAAUAUCCUAAAGAGGUUUUUAUUCCUUAAAAGGUGUCUGGGUUUCUGGAAAUGUUCUUGACCACCUCAACAGAUUCUACAGAUUUUUAUGUGAUCUUUGGAAAGGUUCUUGGCACUUGGAAAAACAAGUUCCUAAAGACUUUACUGGAAAAGUUCCUGAGUGCCUAAAAUGGUUCCUGGACAGGUUCUUGAAGUCUUAAAAUUUCCUGGAUAACAUUUCUGAGAUCUUGAAAGAGGGUCUUGCAUGUCCAUAAAACUUCCCAGUUCAUACAAAGAUUCCUGAAACCGUUCCUGAAGUUUUGAAAGGGUUCUUGUGUUCCCGGAAAACAGGUCCAAAGAUCUAUACUCAAUUCUGCCUCACCUGGACCUAAUCAUACCUGACAGCAGCUGGGCCAGAACCAGAGAAGACCCAAAGAACCCAAACCCAAAAAAGGUUCUUGUCAGUGUUCACUGAUGUUCUGCUUUCAGUCAGUCAUAACUCUGGAACCUGAGCUCCUCUUCUGACCAUUAACAAACACUUGUGAGUCAGAGUCCAGAGUCUGUGACCUGGAGAUGGAUCAGAAUUCCUUGUCUGUAAAUAUUGACUGAGCAAGUUUAUGAUGAGACUAGAACCACAACCAUAUGAGGACCUGGACCCUGAUCCUCUGUUGGAAACAAUCAUGUGAACUUUAACAGUGUUAACUCCCCUGUAGCAAAAAAUGUAUCUCUGUAGAAUAAAGAGAUGUUAGACUUAAAGGAACAGUCCAACAUUUCAGGAAACCUCUUGGUCUAUGUUCAGUAAAGUGGAGUUCCUCAGGGAACUGUUCUGGAUCCUCUGGUCUUCUUAGGGAUUUAAAGGAACACUUUAAUACUGAUUGAACCCUUGUGUUUCCCUUUCCACAAUCAGAUAAAAAGAUUCAUUUUAGCUUCAUCAGAGACCGGCCUAGGUUGUGGUUAGCCUAGCUUAGCAUGACUGGAAGCAGGUGGAAACUAUGAGUGUAGUGCCAUCAAAAGAACACCAACCACUUCAAGUCUGUGAUUUUUAUGUCGCGAUCUAACCAGCUAGUCAGCUGUGUUCGGUCGAGUGGACGCAUCUGCAAACGACCAGGAUCCUCUGGACUGGGAGUGGCAGUCUGUCGGUCAAUAGUCCAGUUUCCCAUCACAGUGCCAUUAAACCACUGGAGAAGAAGAGAACACGCAAGGUGAAAUGGGUUUUGUCCAAAACCCAAAGAUCUUCACUUACUGAACUGAAAAUCUGACUCUGGAGAAACUGACAGAAUGAAACAUCUGAAAACUGACUCCAACGAUUAAUCAACUAUCAAAGUAGUUGACAGUUUUCUGUCAGUUGAUAAAUCAACUAAUCUCUGCAACUGUACUUUGCAUUAGUGAGUCCAGGUUAUGGACAAAGAACCUGACAGUUUCAUGGGCUCGGUUUCAAAUAAUUCAACAUGUUUGUCAUCGUAGAUUGACCUUUGUAAACCUGUAAAAUAGGAAAGUGUGUGACACUGAGGUUAUGACCGUGUCCUUACACCUGAAGCUGACUGGAGACGGACCGUCCAAUCACAGAGCAGAGUCCGGUCAAAGGGCAGAAUCAUAUUCACUCUUUUUAACCAUAAUUUGAGCCCAUAGUUCAGCAGGUUGCUCAGCUGCUGAGUGGGAAGUGAAAUCUUUUAAAUCAGGAUUCACCGUUGCCUGUCGCUAUAUCGGUUUGUCGACACGUCUUAAAACUGUGAAAUCUUUAGUUAAGGUCUUAGGAGACGCUGCUGUCCUCCUAUUGGCUCACAGCCCUGAUAAGGUGUGGGGUCUGCAGGUGGACCCACUGUGAUUCCAGGACUUCAGUUUUUGGUCAAGAAACAAUUACUGCCGUGUCUCUUUAUGUUUGCGUGUGUCCAGCAGAGGGUUUCCUGAAGUGACGGACUGCUCCUUUAAAGUAUAUUAAACAGCUUCUGAAUUACUCAGUGUGUAAUAAUCAGAUAUAAACAGCAUUAUACAAUCUAUAACCUGACUGAUCGAUCAAUAUUAUCUCUGAAGUGACCUGAGCACGUCCUGAUGGUGUCCAAUAGAGUCCUGCAGGACAGUCGGCUUCUGCCUCUGUCCUCUGAGUCACAUGGUACUGAUGGUGAUGGUGAUGAGGAUGAAGGACAAUGUGUGUGAUGCUUUCAGUUCAGUGUCUUUACUGCCUCAGCAUUAAAUGUCAUUAAAGUGUCUCUAAAUCUCAUUAAAUGUCAAAGUGUCUUUAAAUGUCAUUAAAGUAUCUUUAAAUGUCACUGAACCAGCUGUCAUCAUUUCCAUGAACAGACUCAGUGACUCAGUGAAUAAUGACUGAGACUCAGGGUCAGUGUCUGUCUCUGCACUGGACUUGUGGAUGUAAGGUCACAGACUGUUUUCAUGCUUCAGCCACACCCUCCAGGUAACAUCACCUGCCCUCACCUGCCAGCCGUCCAACCACUCCUGUGUGAGACACUGCCAUAGUCACUUUGGCCCCUAAA
Messenger RNA from Toxotes jaculatrix (banded archerfish), 4969 nucleotides. RefSeq names its product ring finger protein 130 (gene rnf130). The record is from RefSeq and is a predicted model, not a curated record. NCBI's taxonomy places the organism in Eukaryota, Metazoa, Chordata, Actinopteri, Toxotidae. Bases 213 to 1478 code for a protein of 421 amino acids. The transcript is spliced from 9 exons.